UUUGUACCCCACCUCUUCCCUUCAUGCGACUUGUCUUCGGGGUCUGGAAGGACAUGGCAUGGACGAGCUGAGGGCGGAAAACUGGUGGAAAUCUCUCAAGAAAGUUGGAAGUAACGCAGGGACAAGUUCAGAAAACUAGCUGGCGGACACUGCGCGUUUAAAGACAUCUGAUGGAUUAAAAAGUGAGUUCCAUUUUGUUGAAGAUCAAUCCCUUUUGGACAGCAGUGCUGAUCGUCACGCUUGUUCACCACACCCAUUCCCUCCAUCGGUGUUUGUGAACCCACUCCGGACAGCUUGCAGCAGGGUCUUUCCUGAGCAGCAGCAGCUGCGUCCUGCUUGCUGACUCUUCUCCCUUCCCCACUUCCUGUGCUUGGUCAGAACAGGGUAGAGCCUCCCCUAUUUUUCCCACCUCAUCUCAAACGCUGAAUUAGUUGUUCACAUUAAUUGUACACUCAGGACUACGGAAAGUAAUCAAGGAGGGCCUCUUGAUCCCUCAGCAGUGGGCAGUCUCCACUGACGUCCUCCCUGUCAACCUUCACUAGUCUCAAGCAUGACUUCCAUGUCCAGUCUAUUUUCCUUCACAAGUCCAGCAGUCAAGCGCCUGCUUGGCUGGAAGCAGGGAGAUGAAGAAGAGAAAUGGGCAGAAAAGGCAGUGGACGCUCUUGUAAAGAAGCUAAAGAAGAAGAAAGGGGCAAUGGAGGACCUGGAAAAAGCCCUGAGCUGCCCUGGGCAGCCCAGCAAAUGUGUUACCAUUCCAAGAUCACUGGACGGCCGGCUACAGGUUUCUCACCGCAAAGGUCUGCCACAUGUCAUCUAUUGCCGGGUGUGGCGGUGGCCAGACCUCCAGUCUCACCAUGAGCUCAAGCCCCUGGAGGUGUGCGAGUAUCCAUUUGGCUCCAAACAGAAAGAGGUCUGCAUCAACCCGUAUCACUACAAGCGAGUGGAGAGUCCUGUGCUCCCCCCUGUCUUGGUACCGCGACACAGCGAGUUCAAUCCACAGCACAGCUUGCUGGUACAGUUUCGCAACCUGACCCACAAUGAGCCACACAUGCCCCUGAACGCCACCUUUCCCGAGUCCUUCCAGCAACCACACAGCGGGGGCAGCAGCACGGGCGGAGGUGGUGGUGGUGGCGGUGGAGGAGGGUCUUUCCCAAUUUCUCCCAACUCUCCUUAUCCUCCUUCUCCAGCCAGCAGUGGUACUUACCCCAACUCUCCUGCCAGCUCGGGGCCCUCUAGUCCAUUCCAGCUCCCAGCUGACACCCCGCCCCCAGCAUACAUGCCUCCUGAUGAGCAGCUGGGCCAGGAGAGCCAGUCCAUGGAGACAAGCAGUAGCCAAGUGCCACAGAACUUGGUCAGGGGAGAUGUGCAGCCUGUGGAGUAUGAGGAGCCUAGCCACUGGUGCUCCAUCGUCUACUAUGAACUCAACAACCGUGUAGGCGAGGCUUACCAUGCCUCGUCAACCAGUGUGCUCGUCGAUGGCUUCACUGACCCUUCAAACAACAAGAACCGAUUCUGCCUUGGACUCUUGUCCAACGUCAACCGCAACUCCACAAUUGAGAACACCCGUCGGCACAUCGGCAAAGGUGUUCACCUGUACUACGUAGGAGGCGAGGUGUAUGCCGAGUGCCUCAGUGACACCAGCAUUUUUGUCCAGAGCCGUAACUGCAACUACCACCAUGGCUUCCAUCCUACAACAGUCUGCAAGAUCCCCAGUGGCUGCAGCUUGAAGAUUUUCAACAACCAGGAGUUUGCACAACUCCUGGCUCAGUCCGUCAACCAUGGCUUUGAGGCCGUUUAUGAGCUCACCAAAAUGUGUACCAUCCGUAUGAGCUUUGUUAAGGGCUGGGGAGCGGAGUACCACAGACAGGACGUCACCAGCACCCCCUGUUGGAUUGAAGUGCACCUGCAUGGGCCGCUUCAGUGGUUGGACAAGGUCCUGACUCAGAUGGGUUCUCCCCUCAACCCAAUCUCCUCUGUGUCAUAAUAUUUAGAUUUUUUAUUUUUUUGUCACUUUUUUCCCUCCAUCAGUGAUUUAAUUUAAUGUGGUCUUAAAUGGCUAAACUGUUUACAUCUACUGUGGGAGGGGCUUGUUGGACUAGAAUGGCAGCAGCAGCCAGAAUUUAGAAUCAUGUUUAAUAUCAGCGGGAGAAAGAAGAAAAGUAGUUGUGAUGGCAUGGACUGGCUACUUUUCCACAACGACAUUACUGAAGCGUUGUUGAGCUUCCAUAAAUUGCAUCAAAUUGUAUUGGUUACUCCAAUGUAUUUGAUUUCUAUGUAUGUUUAGUUUUUGCCUUAUUUUUGACAAUUCUGAAUUCAUGGAACAAUUUUCUUAUUUUGUUGUCUGUCUGAUAUUUUACAUGUUAGGUUCAGAUAUCACAAAUGCUUGCUUUUCUCGUCUAAUUGUUAAAAUGAACACUGAGAAAGUAAUGUUUGCUAAAGCUGUGGGAGACGGAUCACUGAACCAAGUACUUCGUGCCAUAAGCUAACACUAUUGUGAAUGUUUUAACUAGUCGCGAAAGAUCCAUUCUGACCAUAAGACUUUUCUUGUUCCAUCAGUAAGAGAGACAUGCAUUGUCUACACUCGAUUAACAAUUUUGUGCACUCAAGGAUUAUGUGGAGGUGUAUAUGAAAUGUUGCCGUGUGUUACAACUCGAAGUUGAUGAAUGACUUCAUUAGCGCCAUUUAAUAAACUGGUUAUUUGGUUAACAUGA
Molecule: messenger RNA, 2711 nt
Organism: Nerophis lumbriciformis (worm pipefish)
Lineage: Eukaryota; Metazoa; Chordata; Actinopteri; Syngnathiformes; Syngnathidae
Gene: smad5
Product: SMAD family member 5
Biological process (GO): anatomical structure morphogenesis; transforming growth factor beta receptor signaling pathway; SMAD protein signal transduction
Cellular component (GO): heteromeric SMAD protein complex
Molecular function (GO): I-SMAD binding; RNA polymerase II cis-regulatory region sequence-specific DNA binding; DNA-binding transcription factor activity, RNA polymerase II-specific
Source: RefSeq, a predicted model, not a curated record